Molecule: messenger RNA, 1559 nt
Organism: Filobasidium floriforme
Lineage: Eukaryota; Fungi; Basidiomycota; Tremellomycetes; Filobasidiales; Filobasidiaceae
Exons: 4
Coding region: 180-1376 (398 amino acids)
Biological process (GO): proteolysis
Molecular function (GO): cysteine-type peptidase activity
Source: RefSeq, a predicted model, not a curated record
GCUACGCCUACAACCAGAUAUCCAGACGACUACCUCUCGCACAGCCACAUCAUGUACCUAGUCCGCUAGUCCAUCGUCGUCGUCAUCUAUCUCUCUCUCUCAGCGUAUGAUCACCUCGGAUAUCACUGCUUCGUGCGCAACAUCUCAUUCAAAACCUCAAUAUUAGUGAUUCAGCGACAAUGGAACGGCUUCCUAUCUCUCGAGCUCGGUAUCUGCAGCCCGCACGUCCCGAAAGCCUCGACGUCGCCUUCCUCACCAUUUCGCAAUACAAACACGAGCAAGAGCAUGCAGACACCCUGUUCUUGCUUUGGGAAUGGUGCGGUCAGGUCUACAUAGCCGAAGGAACAUCUUACAGGUUCCUAAUCAUCUUGGCAGACCGCGCCACCACCAUCGAGGUGAUGGCCGAUAUCACCUCGACCGUGAUCGAGAAGGUCCGAUGGUUCAUGCGCAAGCAUCACGAAGUCGGCGCUCGCAGAAUCGCCAGCAACGAGUUCGAAUCGCUGUUGGCCCAGUCUCACCGUUCCAUCCGGGUGGGAUGCAAACCUCCUCCCCUCGACGCACUGCCCUCAAAGGAUCGCCGGAUUGCACCGCCUCAAUCACCCAGCCUCAACCUCAAACGUCGAGAAGCAGACCUGCCGUCCGGCCUGCGAGCUCGUGAACCUCGGAAGACCAGGGCAACCUCCCCUUCCCCCGCUUGCAACUCGGUCUCCGCGCUGUGGAAGCCGUCGUACGAAGAGAAGGACAUGAUGACGCUCAGAAGCGGUCCGCUGAGCAAUUUCAUUGUGGAUGCUGCGUGUUCCGCUAUACAAACGGAUGCCGACACCACCAUCGGCAGCCAGGUCCAGGUCUGGUGUGCCCCACUCUUCUUUACAAUGCAGGGCAUACUCGAUUCCAACAGCCUAGGCCCGCAGUUCAAGAUGCCGGUCGCUGGACUGUACGAACUCGUCUCCACCAAAGCGAUGUGGUUCCUGCCAGUAGUUCAGGACGGAGGCCCCGACAACGCGGUCAUAGGUCACUAUUGGCUGAUCGUGCGAAUCGCUAGGAGACCGUCCGACUGGCUGAUAUUCGACAGCGCCCAAGGCUGUGGCAAACACGUCGAAUUCCUCGCAAAUCUGCGCCGACGCAUGAUCGCUCUUGGCUUCCCGACGGCCAUGCUGCCUACCGGAUACAUCAACAUGGUCACUCCGCAGCAGACAGACGCCGUUUCCUGCGGGGUGUUCGUCCUUCAAACGAUUCGCUCAUUGAUAAAAGCGAUACCGUUGAUGUCAUCGGUAGAGGCGAUCGAGCAUAUACAAGGUUGGGGCCCCGGCUGUGGUACCUCUUCUCUCUCAGACGCCCGGCAGCAGCUCGUCGAACUCAUACUGGGGGGGGACUAGAGGCCGCGUAUUCGGAUCCUUUCAGUUGUAUCGAUUCCUCAUCUUAUGUUCCUCACAAUGCGACACGCUUUAGCAGGGCCGAAAUCGACCUAAAUCGCACGCGCUAUCAGUAAAUUUACCGCUUACAGCUAUGGUGUGUCAAUGUGAUGAUCAAUUAUUGACGCAAUGUUGGUUCUCGGCGAC